CCCGCAAAAAUAAAAUAAAUGCAUUGGCAACACAGUGGCGUUACUAAAUCUCUGGUCAGAUAUACAAAAGUGAAUGUUGUGUGUGGACAGCAAAAUAUAAGUAGCAUUCGUCUUUAAUUCAUUAUCGUUAGUUUCUAUUUAGAAUAGGAAUUUACAGCAAUUAAACAAAAUGAAAAGUUACAUUUAUGUUCAAAUCCUUCUAAUAAUUAUUCAAACUCUCCUUCGGAUGAAUUUAGCUCAAAGCAGAAGAUGUCAAUAUCCACUAAGACCAAAUGAUAUACAAUGGAAACAGCUUGAAGGGAAAACUUUCUACCAAACUUUGAACGAUGGGGAUGCUGUAUCCAGAGAUGUUGCCUGUACAAAAAUAUAUGACAUAACGCCCGUGAAAAAUGGAUUCAAAUUAAUUCUUGAAAAGUAUUUGUUUAGAUCGUUGGAAAAUCCCGAUGUGGUACGACUUCACGCAAAUAAAGUAAAGGGAGGAUUUUACAUGCUUGAUAAGAGCAUAGAACCAGCGAUGCUGUAUGAUAUCGUGGAAGAAAACGGUGAAAUAAAUGAAAAUGCUGUUCUGGAAAAUACCGAUGUGAUGUUCGGCGAUUUGGAAUUUCAAUUGACUGAUUAUGAGAAUUACUUUAUUGUCGUUCGAUGUUCUAAGGAAGGUCGGUGGUACUUGCGACCCCACACUAGAAGUCCAGUUCCUAAUGCAGAAGAUGUUCUUCGUAUCUGGAGAGCUUUAUACAAGAAUGGAAUCAAUCAACCACUUUUCAUGUCACACUGUUCCGAUGUGCUUCAGUUCAAUACACUCGCGUAAACAAUCAUUAACUGGAAUUCGAACCUAUCUAUAUUCCUUUUUGCAUCAUGUUCCAAUAUCUAGUAUAUUUUAUCAUGCUCUAUAGAACUAUAUAAUUUAUUCGAAAUCUACAUCGGCGUCAGAAAUGCUAUUCUCGAAUUUCUCGAUCAGCAUAUAACCCCGCCCGCUUCCGUCUGAUAUUCAACAUGUGUUGUCUGACCUGUGUGCACGGUUUCAUUUUCUUCGUGUAAAAAAUAUAGGAUUUAAUGCGAUGUGUGUAAAAUAUCUCGAUAUAAUGUGGCUUUCGGCCUUGGUUCAUUAUUGUUAAUUUCUAUUCAGAAUAAAAGUUUGAACAUAAUUUAAUGUUUCAAUUAUUAAGCGUUGUUUGUUCUUAAAUGUCGAUUAUGAAACUAUCGGCAAUACGAUCCAUAUGAACAUCA
Styela clava is the source of this 1227-nucleotide messenger RNA. RefSeq lists its product as uncharacterized. NCBI's taxonomy places the organism in Eukaryota, Metazoa, Chordata, Ascidiacea, Stolidobranchia, Styelidae. The record is from RefSeq and is a predicted model, not a curated record.